Prinia subflava (tawny-flanked prinia) is the source of this 3536-nucleotide messenger RNA. RefSeq names its product arylamine N-acetyltransferase, liver isozyme-like. Gene Ontology annotation, molecular function: arylamine N-acetyltransferase activity. The coding region runs from base 2627 to 3523 and encodes 298 amino acids. Lineage: Eukaryota; Metazoa; Chordata; Aves; Passeriformes; Cisticolidae. The record is from RefSeq and is a predicted model, not a curated record. The transcript has 2 exons.
AGAAUGAUGGAGCUGCAUGUCUUUGUUUUUAUUACCUGGUGCUGCCACCUGGGGAAGAUCAUACCCGCCUCUUAAAUGAAUACUAUAUUAUUUUGGGAGUAUAAUAGCCAAAAAACCAAAGACAUCCUGUGCUGAGUUUCUCCAGUUAAGCCAUAAGCCUGUUCUUUUUGCUCUCACAGCCAGAACAGCCUCUCACGUGGCAGCCAGGCCCUCCCACACCUGUGCAAACUCACCCUGUGAGUACCUGAGGACAGGUUAUUUAUGACUUAGAACCGAUGAUAAGAAAUAUCAGCGACAAUUCUGUGUUGCUUCAGACUUUGCACAGCUCCUGUUCUCUCGGUGACAUAACCAAAGAGAACAUUUCUCUGAACUGAAAGCAUCUCCUGAGCAUUUUGUUUGCCUGCACUCAGCACAGACUGCUGGGAAUACAUGUUCCUCUCAUCAGACUCUACUCUGGGAGCUAUUGCACAUUAAUUAUUAUGGCUGAACCCAAACACAAGCUCAGAAUUAUUUUUCUGAAACAUAUCUGUUCUACUGAGGAUGUGUUUGCAGUGAUACUAAUUAUAUUGAUACAAGGAGAAAUGAUGAAUCUUAAUCACAUACCUAACGGCUAAGAUUUCUAGUAGGAGAAAUUACUCAAAUGUGACCACUUUGCCCUUUGAGAAGAUGCUCGAUGUUCCUUUAUGUACAAAUCUUGGAAGCAUUACAACUAUGCACUUAUAAUUAAGCAAAUUAUAUUAGUGAAUUACAAUUAAAUAAAAAAAUCAAGCAUUGUGAACUAGACUUAUUCAGAUUUUUUCCCCCAAAUUACAGCAUGUAUUCCCAAAGUAAAAAAAAAAAAAAAAAGUCAUCACUGAAAUUGUUCUUAUUAUUUGUAUGUGCUAAUAUUUUCCUGCUAAGGCUUUUAAAAAUACAGUAACUCACUAAACCUUUUUGACUUGUUAUGCAACACGUGCAGCUUUCUAGAACUAGCAGUUUCAAUUUAAUAAAAGCUGCUAUUCUGCAUGCUCAAAACGUAUUUCUCAGAGAGACAGAAAGCUCCUGAAACCCCUGUCUUCCCAGAGUCAAAUUCACUUACAUGUGCUUGCUGCAGGGGUGCAAUAGUUCUUUAUAGCACAUGAGGCCCUCCCAUCCUGUGAGAAAAUGAAAUGUGGUUGUAAAAGUAAGAGGUUUCUUGUGGUGUGAACCAGAGCUUGCAACACAAAUGAUCACAAGAAACUGUCCCAGGAUCUGGCUUGUUUAUGACCUGUGUUUUUCUGUGGUCCCCUAAUUAGUGGGAGAGCUAAAGGAGCUGAACUCAGUGGGACAGCAGGGACAAAGCAUUGGGAUGCAGUAAAAGUCCAGGGGGGCCUUGCAAAGCUGUGGGGCAGGAGAAGAUCCACGCAGAGCCAAGAAUCUCCAUCCUUUGUGGGAACAAACACAGGAAACACCUAAAAAGGGCUGUGCCCACUCCUCUCUCCCUGUGUCAGGGUGCUUCCUGCACUUUGUGCUGCUCCACAGGCUCAGGAGAACGAAUCCAGAGCUAGAAAAUCACAGACCUUUAAGAUCAGGUUACAUCCAUUGCCCAAGAGGUGCAGUGUGGGGAGGGCAGGAAAAGGAAAAGCCACUUUUCUUUCUGCUGACUCAUCUUCUGUGCCUGGCACUGCCCCUGCAGGGCACAGCUCAGUGCUGCUGCUCAGUCAGAGGCACAGUGUGCUGCCCAGCAAUACCGUGAAAGUUGCUGCUGGAAGGGGGAAAAAAAAAAAAAAGAAAAAAAAAAGGAAAAAAAAGAAGUUUUUCUUUCAGAUUACACUAGUUUGUUUUUUCCUUAUCACUAACUUUGGAGGCAAAUACUUAAAGGCACAGCAGAUUCAGGGAGCUCAGAGUUCUCUGGGAGCAGCAUCUUCCCUUUUGAAGGACAGGGCUCCUCUUUGAACCCAGGGGAAUUUAGACAGUGUGACUUGGCAAAUCUGACCCUGCUGCUUUGCGGGGGCUGGUGCCAGCCACGAGGAACAGCUCAGUGGGGUGUGAUUAGUUCAAUGGUUGCCAUCCCCACCAAUAAAUCAGUGACUUCCUGCCCUGGAUUACCCUCUGUCUGUCACAAGUCACUUCCUACAGGGACCCAGACCACAUCAGUGUCAACAAUGUGAAAUCUGCAUCACUUUUGCAGGACUGCUUUGCUGCUUUAGCAUGGGAGCACCCACCAAGGUGCCCCAGGCACUGAAGCCCCUGGGUGACCUGUGGGGUUGAAGAUGGGUUUAUAGGUUAUAACCACUUACAAAAGUUGCUCAUGAUGCUCAUGCUUUGCACUCCUGGAGGGAUUCAGCUGACAUUCAGGAGGUUAAAAUCUCCUCAGUAUUAUAAGCAGUUUGGGGACUGGAUCAUUUUCUGGCUUUCUGUGCAGCACCUAACACAACGAAUUGCAUGACAGGGCUUUCCACACAUACUCCAAUACAAAUAAACCAACAAAACCAUCAGAAUAUAAACUACAAUAAAAGAAGGAACUCUCUCCCUGCUUUGGCUGCCCUGCUGUCCCUGACAGGCAGUAAAGGCAGCCUGGACCUUUAAGAGCAGCAGCUCCAGUGCAGCUCUGCCUGGGAACUUUGGAACAGCCCCAGUGGAAAGCCUGAGCUGCCUGCGAGGCAAAAUGAACAUCCAGGAGUAUUUUGGGAGAAUCUCUUUCAACAAGCCCCAUAAGGACACAGACCUGCAAACCCUGACAGCCAUCUUAGAGCAUCACAUCCAGACCAUUCCUUUUGAGAACCUCAGCAUGCAUUGCGGGGAGCCCAUCGAACUGGAUCUGCAGUCUACUUACAACAAGAUUGUGAGAAAGAAACGUGGUGGAUGGUGCCUGGAAACCAACCACCUCCUCUUUUGGGCCUUGCAGGAACUAGGGUAUGAUGUCUGCCUGCUUGGUGCAAACAGCUAUGAACCAGCAGAGAACGGAUACACUGCUGAGAUGAACCAUAUCCUGCUGAAGGUGGUGAUCGAGGGAGAGCCCUACAUAGUAGAUGCUGGGUUUGGUGGUUCCUACCAGAUGUGGCAGCCACUGAGGCUGAUUUCUGGGAAGGACCAACCCCAGGGCCCUGGAAUUUUCCGCCUCAUGGAAGAUAACGGCACCUGGUACUUCGAGAAAGUCAAAAGGAAGCAUUGCAUUCAUAAGCACAGUAAUAACCCCUCCCCUGAUCCUCCAGAACCGGAGAGUAUCCGAAAAAUACACAGAUUUACCCUCGAGCCACGGCACAUAGAUGACUUCAAGGAGCUCAAUGUGUAUCUCCAAGUGUCUCCAGACAACAUCCUGCAGAAGAAGUCAAUCUGCAGCCUCCAAACCACCAGUGGGGUCCUUGCCUUAGUUGGAUGGACCCUCGCAGAGACAAAGUACAGCUACACGGAGGACAUGGACCUGGUGAACGUCACAACCCUUACAGAUGAAGAGGUUGAGAAGACACUGAAAGAUAAAUUCAAUAUAGUACUGGAGAACAAACUUGUACCAGUAAAUGUUCGUGGCUUGCCACCUAAUUUAGUGGAUAAGAUCCAACUGUAACACUGUGCUAGAU